Molecule: messenger RNA, 768 nt
Organism: Huiozyma naganishii CBS 8797
Lineage: Eukaryota; Fungi; Ascomycota; Saccharomycetes; Saccharomycetales; Saccharomycetaceae
Gene: SPT15
Product: TATA-binding protein
Exons: 1
Coding region: 1-768 (255 amino acids)
Biological process (GO): DNA-templated transcription initiation
Molecular function (GO): DNA binding; RNA polymerase II general transcription initiation factor activity
Source: RefSeq, a predicted model, not a curated record
AUGUCUGAUCAGGGGAGGUUAGAGGAGUUUCGGAAUAGCAAUAAGAUUGUGUUCGAGCCGAACACGAGGCAGGUAUGGGAGGGCCAGACUGGAGGUGCCGGCGGUGAUGCUGCCGCAGAUGUGAACGGCGACUUUGAGUCCAAGAGUAAAAUGGAGGAUGGGGAGGAGGGUGCGGCUGUGCUGCGGCAAGACGCAGCGGACGACGAUACGGACGGUGCGUCGACUUCUGGGAUUGUUCCAACGCUUCAGAAUAUAGUCGCAACUGUAAAUCUCGGGUGCAGGCUGGACCUGAAGACGGUGGCGCUGCAUGCGCGUAAUGCAGAAUACAAUCCAAGGCGGUUUGCUGCCGUAAUUAUGCGUAUCAGGGAACCCAAGACCACGGCACUGAUUUUUGCAUCCGGGAAGAUGGUUGUGACGGGUGCCAAAAGUGAGGACGACUCCAAACUGGCGAGCAGAAAGUAUGCGCGGAUUAUCCAGAAGAUUGGGUUUGCUGCGAAAUUCACAGAUUUUAAGAUACAGAAUAUCGUUGGGUCCUGUGACGUUAAAUUUCCUAUUCGUUUAGAAGGUUUGGCGUUCAGUCACGGUACUUUUUCGUCGUACGAACCAGAACUGUUCCCUGGGCUUAUUUAUAGAAUGGUGAAGCCGAAGAUCGUCCUGCUAAUCUUCGUUUCAGGAAAGAUUGUGCUCACGGGUGCGAAGCAAAGGGAGGAGAUUUACCAGGCAUUUGAGGCCAUCUACCCUGUGCUCAGCGAGUUUAGGAAAAUGUGA